This is a messenger RNA of Harpegnathos saltator (Jerdon's jumping ant), 1247 nucleotides long. RefSeq lists its product as uncharacterized. NCBI's taxonomy places the organism in Eukaryota, Metazoa, Arthropoda, Insecta, Hymenoptera, Formicidae. The coding region runs from base 390 to 1169 and encodes 259 amino acids. The transcript is spliced from 6 exons. The record is from RefSeq and is a predicted model, not a curated record.
AUAUGCAUUUUAAGGACAAAACUUUCUUCAGAAAUUUCUUAUUUAUUGAGUGGCGAGUAUAAUACACAUCGUUACAUCGUUUUGCUUCAACAAUCAGACAGCAGCUUCGCUUCGCGCUCCGUCUGUUUUUACAAUUUUUUCGAUAUUCACGAUAUUUCCCCGCGGUUUGUAACCUCUGCAACGUCAUGCAAGAGAUGUAAUCAGACGAUAACUAAAUGAACAUUUUCUUCUCAUCUUUUUAUAUCAAUAGCUUACAUAUGCAUUAACGUUUCGUCUCACAAGUGAACGUAAGAAAGAUCGUUAAAAGAUCUUUAUAGAUCUCGAAGGGCGAGAUCUCGCUGAAUCAGGAAGUGGCAGAAGAGAUUCAAGAAUAGGAUGCAGUUGGGAGGAUGCGCUGGAAGGAAUCGCUGCUGUUGAUACUGCUGUCGCUCGCGUUCGCCUCACGCGGAUGCGAUUUCGGCAAGCGCAGAAUGCACACGCAUCGAAAAAGCAACGGCGACGGCGACAGGUGCACUUGCGCAAUCCCAACAAUCCGCUACAUUUCCUCGGCGGAAUCGAACCGUACGGUCGAUCCUCACUGCGAGUGCGACUCCUCCACCUUCGUAGUGAUGCGGAAGAUACCAUAUGGCGGCCUCGAGAAUAAUGGAGGCGGCAUUAUUCACGUGGACUUAAUGUCCGCAUGCAUCAGAUGUAGCAUGUGCUCGGCCGUGGCCGACGAGAUUAGCGAAACUCUAUUCGAGAUUCACGAUACGAUGGCACCGGGCGACUGGCUGACCGACGCGCAAGCCGUUCUCCUCUUGAGAAGCAUCUGCGAUCAGUCCUUCCGACACUACGGCCUGCGAGAGAUCGACGACGAGAGAUUUAUUUCCGACCCGUUGCCCGGCGACAGGCUUGUCACCUCGUCCGCUGAUGGAUUGUGGGAAAAGAGCUUGAGAAGCAUGUGCCACGAAUAUCUCGACGAGAUACAAGAGCUUCAACUCUACAGAAAGUGGAUGGAAUGGUGCGAGGACGACGAGCACUUGUCCAGCCUGGAAGAUGUCCUUUGCAGGAACGAGAUCAGCAGCUUGCGAGAUUGCAGAGGAAUGGGCAAUGUGUACAAACAGUACGUGCCUACAAAGGACUACAGCGCUUACGUCAAGGUCCUGGCAGAGUCUCACAAUUGCGGCUAACUGUGAUCUUGACCUUACGAAAGACGUCAUAUUAAUCUGAUUUCUUAUUCUUUAUUAUUUAUUGUAGCGAUUAUUGAU